AUAAAUAUGUGCUACUUCGAUAGGGAAUUCAUCGUACAAUCGAGGAACUUGCUUGAUGCGGUAUACGAUUUCUGCUGGAAUGUUAUUCAGAGCUUAAUGCUUGGCGUUCAAGACUCCAUGUUUCUAUGUUUAGUAACUUGUUUGGAGCUCACAUUAUUAUAUACGUAAAUUUGGUGGAUGGAUGACUUGAUUUGAGAGCAUGCGAUGUGGCAUGUUGCAUGAAAACCGCGAUCUUUACUCACGGAAGUGCUAAAACGCCUGGCCAGGUGAAAAGUUUCCUGUUUUCAUGACGCACAAAAAACUUCAGUAUUAAACUACACUCAGAGAGAUGAGUUUCUUUGUACGAAUAGCAAAGCACUUUUUGCUUUGUGUUAGUCAUCCUGACCAAGUGUGGCCCGGCAAGAGGGCGUAUCUGUGCUACGUCCGCUCUCUACUCCUGUUGGGGGUAAGAAUGUGCAUCACUAUUAGUACAAAAGAACUCGUUUAUUUUUUUGAGUUGAAGAUAUUCAAUUCCAAGAUGGCGGCUUAUGGAACAUUGGUUCAACGCCCAGUACAUGUGAUCAUUAUUAAUCAAGGGGCUCUAGGUCCUUUAUAAAUAACUCUUAAAUUUAAUUUGAUCUUCUUGCUGGGAAACGUUUGCUUAUUUGUUUCAUAAAUAGUUCAUGUUCCCUAAAUAUUGAUCAAGAAAUGGGUGAGUUUCUCUGGCCAAGAGUGGUGGCGCUAAGGGACUAACACUUUCCCUGGUACCGGAGAAGUGCGACAAUAUUUAUUUGGUCGUAUUUGCCAUGUAAGAGACUUCUUAGAAACCAGAGAGAGAUUGAAAAAAAAAUUAAUUAAUUAAUCUCUAAGUAAGAGAUUAUUUAGAAACCAGUUUGUUCCGAAUUUCCCGGUAUACUCCAAGAUUUCAUUCAAUAGCUUAUCUAUGUUAAUGCUGGUUUCCAUGACUUACUGGAUUGACUGUGGGUUUUAGUAAGGAAGGUCUACAAAAUCUUUCAGGUUUGGCAUCCAAUGCACGCGUCUUAACAUGUCGAUGAUUAUUUUUCGAUAUUAAUCGUCUCGACUCGUUUGUCAUUGCAGGAAAUUUUACUCUCGAAAUUAGUUUGUGGUCAUGCACUGUUUUUAUAUUAGUUAAGAAGAUUUUUGCGUAAAUGAAGAAACUUUAAUUGGCAUCGGGUUUCUCACGUGCGACCGAAGUAGCAAUUAAUUAUUUCCUUAGAAUCAAGUGCAUGUUACCGACAAAUCAACUGCAUUUUAAUGACGGAUUUUCGUACCGGUAUUAUUGUGUUUGGUCGAUCGCUCGUAUUGAACAUUCAACUUGGCAACAACUGAAAACAUGGCAAUGAUGUCCGUGGGAAAGUUUGUGCGAACAUUUUCACGGACCUAGAGUUUGUUGCGACAAUCAGCGAAGUCUUAGUACUCCGAGUAGUGAGUGAGUUUGGGAAUGAUACCCAAGUUUAGUUUUGUGAUUGCAGGCAUGAAAAAUAUAGUAAUGACCAUAAGGCCUCACAUGACAAUUAACUAAGAAAUGUUUUCAUAACUUUUUCGGUCUCACUGUUAUGUUUAGGAUAUGCCAAGCCUCAGUCCCAGAGCUUUUAAAUGAAAAAUUGUCAGCCUCUUGACAGCAGUAGUGACAUGAGUAACGUUUCCGUCAGUUGUGAACAAAGAUGUCGGUUCGCGCUGCAGGUUUCAUCAUUUACCGUAAAGUUUUCGGUUGUGUAGAGUAUCUCUUCAUGCAAGCGUCUUAUGCAGGCAAACACUGGACCCCGCCGAAAGGUCACGUUGAUGCAGGCGAGGACGACUUGCAGACCGCCAUCAGAGAGACUCAGGAGGAAGCAGGUCUCGAGAACGAGACGCACUACAUCAUCGACAUGAACUUCCGCAGGGAAUUACAGUACAUGGUCAAGGACCGCCCCAAGACCGUCAUGUACUGGCUGGCCGAGUUACGGGCUGGACUCGAUGACCCCGUACGUCUGUCUGAGGAGCACGUCGCACACCGCUGGUUGCCGCUACAGGAGGCCGUGGCGCUGCAGGGCUUUCAGGAGAUGACCAGGCUACUGCAGGAAUGUGAGCGCUACAUCCAGGAUAAGGAGUAAUCCUUAAGAGUGUUGAGAUAAGAAACAAUCCUUACGAGUGUUGAGAUAAGAAACAAUCCUUAUGAGUGUUAGGAUAAGAAACAAUCCUUAUGAGUGUUGAGAUAAGAAACUAUCCUUACGAGUGUUGGGAUAAGAAAAAAAUCCUAUGACUAAGAGUGAUGAACACUUGUGUACUUGUGUUCAGUCGAGGACUUGAGCUUUAAUGCGAUAAAUGAAACUGUAGUCCAAACAGUCCCAGAUUAUCAUCUAUCAGAGUAAGCGGCAUAAAGAUGAAAGUAACAAAGUGCAAAAUAAUUUCGAAUAAGCGGCGGUGAGGUU
Molecule: messenger RNA, 2411 nt
Organism: Hyalella azteca
Lineage: Eukaryota; Metazoa; Arthropoda; Malacostraca; Amphipoda; Hyalellidae
Gene: Apf
Product: bis(5'-nucleosyl)-tetraphosphatase [asymmetrical]-like
Exons: 3
Coding region: 1665-2093 (142 amino acids)
Biological process (GO): ATP biosynthetic process; AMP biosynthetic process
Molecular function (GO): bis(5'-nucleosyl)-tetraphosphatase (asymmetrical) activity
Source: RefSeq, a predicted model, not a curated record